This is a messenger RNA of Drosophila erecta, 2374 nucleotides long. RefSeq names its product transmembrane protein 165. Lineage: Eukaryota; Metazoa; Arthropoda; Insecta; Diptera; Drosophilidae. Gene Ontology annotation, molecular function: calcium ion transmembrane transporter activity; manganese ion transmembrane transporter activity. The record is from RefSeq and is a predicted model, not a curated record. Gene Ontology annotation, biological process: calcium ion transmembrane transport; Golgi calcium ion homeostasis; manganese ion transmembrane transport. Bases 308 to 1840 code for a protein of 510 amino acids. Gene Ontology annotation, cellular component: Golgi apparatus. The transcript has 7 exons.
AUAGUGAUGUCCAUUUGUCCGAAAGCUAGCUAGAUCUGGCGGGAAAAAGACGUAAAGCAAUUAAAGUGCCAAGUGAAACGCAAUGAAAACAAUUCUCAUAAUGACGGCUAUUAAAUAAAUAAAUUAGCUAUCACACAGUUGACCUUGUGUCAAUAACUUCGCGUGGAGAGUAUUAAAACGUUAAUACGCAGAAAAGAAAACUCAGUCGAGGGCAACGGACACGUACACGUUUAAAGUUCAAAGGAACCCGUAGAUUUGCAUGCGACGCGAAUAGAGGAGCGAGAGUUCCUAAACACAGACAGAGAAGAUGUCACAAAACCAAUCUUACUUCUGGCAGACGACCAGACACAAUGUAUACCUGAAGCGCUCGGCAAAAUGGCACAUGGCGCUGGCCCUGAUGGUGGUGCUCACAUUCGGCACAAUUUGUGCAGCGGAAGCUCAACCGGAUAGUGCGGACAAUGCGGUCAUUGAAUCCGGAAUACAGAGCAACUUGGAGGUGCAGGGCGAUUUAAAUAAGCCAACGGACCUGAGUUCUUUAGCGGAGAAAUCAAAGGAUGAUGCGGAUCGGCCAAAGUCGACGGGCACCUUUAUCGAUGCGUUCACCGCAUCGAUCUCUGUUAUCUUACUAACAGAGCUAGGGGAUAAGACUUUCUUCAUUGCCGCCAUCAUGGCCAUGCGCCAUCCGCGUUUGAUUGUCUUUGGCGGUGCCAUCGCCGCCUUGGCGCUAAUGACGGUACUCUCAUGCGCAUUUGGCAUGGCAGCGAACUUUAUUCCUAAGACUUAUACGUAUUAUAUCUCAACUGCAUUAUUUUUAAUAUUUGGUUUGAAAAUGCUGUACGACGGCUACAAAAUGAAACCAACCGACGCUCAGGAGGAACUAGAAGAGGUGCAAACAGAUCUGCGCAAGCGCGAGGAUGAGUUACUGCGCAAGGCCAGCCGAAAGUACGAGGACGCGGAGGGCAAGCGAAAGAACAGCAACUCGGACAAGGAGGAUGCCAGCGAGCAGGCGCUCAUCCAUGGCCGCAACUCCAUUUCGACGGCAGCAGGUUCCACCACGGACAUGCAGCAUCGCCAGCGAAAGCAGCGCAACCAUCUCAAUAACAACAACGGCACCACCAUCCAUACUAAUAGUAAGCAAAAUAGCUGUGAUAAAACUGGCAACGAUGACGAGGACCGGGAGCAGCACGAAUCGGAAGUGUUCCUCAAGGAGGGCGGUCGCAUUGUGGAGCAGCUCAAGAUGAAGACCUUCCCCAGCAGCCCGGCCCACUCGGCGGCCUCAUCGAACCAGACCGAACAAACCAACUCCAUUGCCGCCUCCACCACCACCGUCGAUGUCCAGCUGGCUGGCCAUCCCACCGAUCCGUCCGUAGGCGGCGCCUCGGAGCCCCGUGCUCCGCUGGCCGGACACGAUAGCAUGCACAGUCUCAACGGCAGCCUGAACGGGGAUUCUGGACCUGUGAAUGGCACUCUCAAAGCACGGCUGGAUCGUGAUGUGAACGCGGCGCUGGUGAGUGACGCCGAGAGCGGUCGUCGCCGUCCACAGAAACGAGGUGCCACCUACUUCACCAUGCGCAUCCUGGCCCAGGCCUUUACGAUGACCUUCCUGGCCGAGUGGGGCGACCGCUCCCAACUGACCACCAUUAUUCUCGCCGCUAGCAAGGACGUUUAUGGCGUAAUCGCUGGCGGUGUUAUUGGCCACUGCAUCUGCACCGGCCUGGCUGUGAUUGGUGGUCGUCUUGUGGCUUCCAAAAUCUCAGUGCGCACUGUCACCAUUGUGGGUGGCAUUGUGUUCAUCGGAUUCGCCAUCUACGCUGUCGCCAUACCUCCGGAUGACUUGUAGGCGAAGACUUUAUACUCUAAACGAGAUUGCCCGUUGACGACACCACAAUAUUAUGAAGAUUUAGUUUUAGUUACUAACUGAUAACCCCCAUUUUUCUUCGAGGAGCAUCAGGCGAGGAUCGAAUUCAUUCAAGACGGAAUGCAUCAAUGUAUUUAACGUAGCUUUCUUGCCAAACAACCUGACAUAUUUAUGCAAAAAAAGUGCCUUCAGUGCUUUCCGCUUCGGCCAUGACAUACAUUUUUAGUUCACACAAUGAAUUCUUCUGUUUUCCAAUUGUCUAGUAUCGCUUUGAUUUGAUUGUUCAGUUUCGGGUUCGUGUUAAGUAUUAAAGAUGAUUGUACAUACGCGUGUAGAGCUACCACGAUGCCCACGCUCCUCCGAGUUGUAUCCUUCCCUCCAUAACCCACAUCCUUAUUCGCAUAUUUGUUUACGUAGCCGUGUUUACUUAAUGGAAACAACCAAAAUGAAACUUUGUAGAUUUGAUUAUUUAUGCGAUUUUUGUAUGAAAAACUUAGUAAAUUGAGCAAAACAAAA